Caenorhabditis auriculariae is the source of this 22516-nucleotide messenger RNA. Lineage: Eukaryota; Metazoa; Nematoda; Chromadorea; Rhabditida; Rhabditidae. The record is from the annotation of a GenBank genome assembly.
AUGUCGGUCUUAAUCUCUUAUCAAACAUUAACGUGUAGACCCGCCGUGAGUUUUUUGAGAAGCGGCCAAACCACGCCUUCUUUUGUAGGUCAUCACUCGCUGGCGGACGCGCGUUUCCCUCUUCUGUGGCAGUUACACGACGGUUUCUCCCAUUUUCCUGACCAUCUGAAGCUUCCGAGCGUCAUGCUCUGCUUCGGCAAGCAUCAUAAAAAACAAACGGUUCGUUUCAGCUUCAUAAAAUGGAUUGACUGCCAACUUCCUAAAUAAAACUCUCUGUAGCUUUCGGCUAAUCAGCUACCGGAACGAAAAAAAAAACGGAGCGCAGAAACUUUGCGGACUCCAGAAGAAGGCAAACAGACUGUUUUGAAACAAAAGGACUCACGACGCGCCGCGCGCUUCCCCACCAAGAAUUCGGCCAUGUGCAGUGUCCAACAAAAUAAUCAAAAUUUCUUGUUUGAAAAUUGGGCAUACAGAAAAUCAGCUUUUCAUAGGGUAAAUGGAUGAAAAUGUACUUAGUGUAAUUUUUGAAUGAUGGAAAGGUGGGAAACUUGAAAAAAAUAAAUUUGUUUGUCAAUGAAGUUUCACAUUUUAUCAACAAAAUCGCAUAAGUGAUAUACUUUUAAAAUAUUGAAAUUAUUUAACAAAAUAUAUUUCAGAAAGCGAAGGAAAAAGAGGUCGCUGAAGAAUGCUUCUCAACCGUAAGUUGAUUUUUAUUCUGAUUGAAUUGAAUAUCUAGAGCCGUUAUCAUAACUCUUUUCCUCACUCUCUUUUCGUCUGAACCGGCUGGAAGCCGUUUGCAAAAGUCGCACAACUGUGAUAUUCUCACAGAUGAAUAGUGACAGUCUCCGCCCCCCGUAUUUCAUGCGCGAAAGAGAAAGCGGCGGUUUCGAAGAGGCCACUGAUAUCGAUUGAUCACCAAAAAGGUCUGAAGAGUAGCGAAGCGAACAAGAUGGAAAUCCUUUUCGAGGCAUUUCAUUUUUUUUACAUGAAUGACAAGCUGUCUUUCGAAAAGGCAUUUUGAGCUGGGAAGACAUUUUCUGAGGAAAAAAAAAGCUUGUAAGGUCUUUCGCUCGAAGCUAUGAUUGCUCUUCUUAGAUACCAACGAUAAAUGGAUGAAAGGCCCAUCCUGGCUUCCAAUAAAAAUUUCAAAAUUCAAAAGCUUCAAAAAUUCCUAAUGAUCAUAAAAUAUCGAGAUUUUUUCCCAAGGUGUUCAUCACUUUAACAAAAAGUUUUGCAAUACAAUAAAAAAUAACAUGUUCCCUCUCUGAGAAAUGUUCUCAUGGAAAGGCAAAAAUGAGAGCGUUGAAUUUUUCUUCCGCUUUUGAAAGAUGUCAGACAUUGAUCCUCGGGCUUCUCGUCUUCCUCGUCCAUGUUUUUUGGGUUGUUUGUUUAUUUUUUGACCCUGCCGUUUCCGUUGCUCCGAUUCGCUGCAACCACUGCAGCUCAUCUUCAUUUGUCUAAAUUUGAAGUAAUUCUGAGCAAACAUUUUAAGAAAUAAAGUUUCAACAUGUUCCGUUUUGCCCAUGUUUCCUGUGUUGAAUUCUUACUCUCUAAUCGUCAUUCUCGUUGAAAAUUUUUCGAAAAAAAAUAAGUGUUUGAAAAAUUAGAAAUCUUUUAUAUGGUUGGAAAAACUGCACAUUGGGUGCUCAAAAAGAAUAUGAUUUUGAAUGACUCCUCCCAUUUUUUUUCUCCUUUUUUUGACGCAAAUAAGAAAACUUGUGUUAUUUUUAAAGAUUUUUCAAAGACAUUCAUGAUAAUCUAUUGCCAAAUCUUUUGCCAAUCUCACGAAAAUUUUCGCUCCACCGAAUAUUAAACUGAUUUUCCUUUUUUUUUUUUCGAAUAUUUCAUUCAUGAAUGCCUUUUAGUCCUGUGUUUAUGAAAUUCUUCCCAACCCAUUAGUCGAAACUUGAUGAUUUCAUAUUUUCUGUACCAUUCUUCCCUCCUACGAUCUUUCAUGUUUGCACGCUAUUUCGUUUUUUUUUGUAACCUCGCUUUUGAGGGAGAAGAGGGCGCAGACAUGUCAUACUAUUAAAAAUAGACUCGAAUAGAGUAAAUUUUAUCUAGAAGUGUGCUGAAUGAUUUUUAGAAUAUUCCAAAAUGUCUAGUAAAACUAAGUCACAUGCUAGGAAAAAAAAUCCAACUAAAAGUAUAAUAUUCUCUUAGAAUCAGACAAUUAUAUUUUUUUUCCUUGUUAAAGGACUUGACAUGAUAAAUUUUUCGAGCUGUACGAAAAAUGCGAGUUAAAGGGCCUUUGCAAUGAACCGACACCAAUAUGGGGGUGAAGAAAACGCGAGUUGGAGCAAAGGAGAUUAGAAACCCGAGAAGCCAAAUCGUUUUGGCUUUUCUCACUCGUUUGGCUCGUUCGCCGUUCUCCCGAAUAUUCCCAACCCUCCUUACUUUUCAAAAAUGGUUAUUGUUCAUAAUAAUUUCAGAAGCAAAUGCUGGAACCACGGGACGAGGCUUUCGCAGUAGAGUACAUAACUUCCCGACUUAUCGGUGAUUUUUUUUUACUUUUCUUGAUUCUUUGACAGCAUAGUGGAGACGAAAAAACUGUUCAAAUUUCAGCCUUAAAAUGUCCGUUGGAGACGAAUGAGAAGACGUUUGGCGAAAGCCUUCAGAAGGCCGCAUCCACUUUGUGGACAACUCACGGAACCCAUUUUAAAGUUGCUUUGAAAUAGAAGGAGAAAUAGAAGGAAUGAGAUGCAGGUUUGGUGCGUGUCGAGAAGACGUCACGACGUGUCAGCUUCGCUUGAAGUCCACAACACGGGAUGGCCUGGAGACGUGGCGCCACCUCUGGAGAAGCUUUGUGUCGUGUGCAAGCAGGUCGAUCAGUUCCUGCUCGACCAUCCGCUCAACGUCGCCGUCCUCUUCUGCAAGGUUUUCCAACUUUUGCACUUCAAAGAAGUCGGAAAUCGGCGCAGUGCGAUUUUGAGACAAAACACCGGAAAAAUUGUAUCUACUUUUUCUAUUUGAUCACUUAUUCUGGUUCAUUUCGGGUUUAUCCUGCUGCGGCUAGUGAAAUUACUCCGUUGAGAUAAAUAAAUGAGACUUCUUUUUUUUUUGCAGGGACAGUUUUUCCGGUUGGCGAUCGUCGUUGAGGCGCUCAUGCGGUACAACGCAAUCUCGGCAAAGUGCUUCCGACCUCUUUCUCUUUUUUAUUAUGUCGAUUUCAGUGAUGACUCGAUUGAGGAUCGCAUUAGCAUGAAGAGGUUUUCGGAGCGAUACCUUGGACCCGAUGGACCGCCCAGUUAUAAGCGGUGAGCACCUCGAUAGAUUGUAGAAAGUUUGGAUUGCCAUAACCCAUAUUCCUUCUGGGAGCUCAUAGCCAGUCCUCUCCAUGUGCCCUAAAAGGACAAUAUUCGAAAGCCUAGACAAAUAGUUCUCAAACUAACUAUGCAAUAUUAUUGAGAGUUCAAGUUUUUUUUUUCCAUUGGUGCUCUGAGGCCACAACUAUCUCGAUCAUGAAAGGCGGCUCUAAGUAUAAUUCUAGGUAUUUGGGAUACUUCUCUUCGUUGCUCUCGGGCAGAGUACACGUCGAACCAGUGCCUCUGCACCUGCAGCUCCUCACUUUGCGCAGUUUCCCGCCUGUGACCGUCUACCUCAAGGUCUACGAAAGACUUCUGCCCGUGUUCCAGUCCAAAGACGUGUACGUGGACUCCUGUCUGAGGACUCAGCCCCUAUUCGUUCUUCAGAACGCUCAAAGAAACGACGAAGAUCGACUUAGGCGAACUUCGGCUUCGCGGCGACGUUUUCAUCAAAUGCGUCACUGUUUCUCAGUACGAUUCCUUUCUCCGAGCUUCUCAAUCCGGAAACAGUUCUUGUACGUUGAGGAAUUUUUCAGGACAGGAGAUCGGCGCAGUUUCUUCACAUGUCAGCUCAACACUUGCUCGCAGGAGGUUCCGACGACAGAAGGAGGCAAAAAUGUCGCAGUUCUUCGUUUUUUCAAGGAGGACCUUGACCUCAUCUUCAAUGGUUUGAGUUUUCUAUCACUGAAAGUUUCAAAUUUGAUUUUUUUAAAAAGUUAGUUAAAUAUUAUUUGAGUGUGAUUGACAAAGCGGAGGAGAUUUCUUUAAAAACGAAUUUUUUUGCUUCUGGUGGUUUCGGGUCGAUGAUGUAAUAAGCAUUCUAUGAUGGUAAAUUAACGCGGUAAAAUGAAUAAGAAACAUAGAGACCUUCAACAGUCUUAAAACCUAGCUUAGAGAUAAAAGAACAAGGUGAGCGUGAGUGUGAGUGUGAGGAAUUGAUUAUAUUCAUGAUUUUGGAUGCAAAAUCGAAGACUUGAAAAAUGUUUUAAUGAAAGGAAUAUUUAUAACUACGGUAAUCUAAAAUGGAACUGAAGAAGGACAAUGGCCAGAAAAGAGAAAUUAAAGCUUUUUGAGAGCUAGUGAAACAAGAAAGGGAAAAUUAAGUUUUGGGAGAAGCCAUCGACAAAAAGCUGUCCGAUGGAAAGAAGAAACUGAACGAAACUUUCCAGACAAACAGAUCGACAACAGCGCUAUGUUGGAGCUGUCGGUGAGCCGCGACCCGACGACGUCAUCGACAACUUCGACGCGAAGCUCGGCUCUUCUGCGGGCCAACAGUUACGAAUCUUUCGACGCCUUCGAAGGUCCGUUUUUCAAUUUUUCUCUUUCCAUUAUGUAAUCGGGUUUCUUGCGCUUCCUUCUUCUUUUUUUUGCCACACUCUUCUUCUUCUUUUUUGUUUCCGUUGCGGCGAGACUCUUAUGGAAGAUUUGCUUUCAUUCUACGAAAAAUGCAACUCGGCGUUUGUUUUCGACGCAUUCAUUCUAGCCAAUAUUCGUCUUCGCUCAUUAUGCGUCACAUCCUUUCCUUUUGACCGCAUCUACACAGCUGCUAACGCUUUUGUACUUUACUGUUUCAUCGUUGUAGUUUUUUUUUCUUAAUUAUUAGGGACAUUCGCAGAUUUUAGAAAGAUGAAAGUAAGAGUUCAGGAUCAUGAUCACAAAAUUUUAGAUUAAUAUGAUCUUUUAGAUAGUAUUUGUUCAAAAUUUAAAAAACAGCCUUUUGAAAAAAAUAUUUCUCCACUAAUUUUUAAUAAGUCUAAAAAUCGUUCUCCGAGAAAAUAUUAUUUAAAAAAAUCAGUAGAAAUGGAUUCAUUUAUCACUUAGAGAAGCAUUCCCCAUUCUAGACAAUGGUCAAAAAAAUAAGCAAUAUUCACUUUUUUUGGUUACUAGUGAAUGGGGGGUAAAAGCUUGAGAGAAAUUUUUCGACGGAGGCUCAUGCGAGCUCAUAACUCAAAGAGGAGUUGAAGUAGAGCGGCGGAAGAAUUUGGCUCACUGCCCUGGCUCUUUUAAACUGCUUCCGUCUGAGAAUUCUCUCCAGGGGGACACCUGUUCUGGUCACUUCUCCACAACAAACAUCGCCCUUCAAUACUUAUUAUUUUCGUUUUCUGCGACUUUUUUCUUCUGGAUUUUUUACUUUUUGUUCUGGUUUUCAAAUCCAAUUAAAGAUUUCGGUCAAAAAUAUUAGGAGAAAUAGAACUUUUAGAUGUUUUUUGUCCACGACACACGUGUUCCAAACGUUUUGACCCUGCGACAAACCUGACGAUAUCGCUUUUCAGGAUGAGUGUUAUUCGAUCCUCGUUAUUUCCAACUCACCAUCGUUCUCUAGAAGCAACAUAGGUCGUUAUGUUUUUGAACUCUUCAGAUAACCCACGCUGUCAUGACUGUGUUUUCAACUUGAGACGUUGUUUUUUGAAAUAUUUGGGGGGAGGAAGAUGAUCGAGGUCAAAAUUCAGCAACAUCCAUCUUGUAAAAAAAGUGAAAAUUUUUCUUUUCGUUUUUUUUUUUGCUCAAAAUAGGGCUCUCCCCUCAGAAAACGCAUUCAGAGAUAUUGCGGCAAUAUCUGAUCGAUGAAAAAGUUCUGAUUUAACUCUAACUGUCGUCUGCACACUCAGCUGUAAGUGUACUUCGGAAAAAUAAAUGAUGAAAGGUCGGAGAGCCGAUAAGAGAUCUAUGAUUAAGAGAAAUUGGGAAGAGGAUCUUAAAAAUUUUCUUUGAGAUUUUUUGAGAUUUUUCUAAGAACUACUUUUUCCAAGCUUCUCAGAAGGUUUUCUUGCCACCUAUUUUCAGAAUUUUCAGUGCUAGAAGUACUCUUUUUAGCGAUUUUUGAAAUUGAUGGACCAAUCAGGACUUCUGACCCCGAAGUCAGCGCCCAGAGAGCGUACAUCGAUCGGCUCCAUAGCUGCGAUUACACUGUCCGAGCCGUCGCCGUCGGCAGAGCUUUUCCUGCCGUGGUCGUCCUCCCGCACGCCCCCGCCGUCGUGCACUAUUUCCGAGCGCUGUGUGAAGCUCCGUCGAUUUUUGAUUGAACCCUCGCUGCUACUUUUCUUCGGCGAUCUAUCCCUGUCUUUUGCUGUUUUCUUCUGUUUUCUUCUGAAUUUUUCUACGCGCAACAUCUCAGAUAUCUUUCGUUUCAAAUACACGAUAAUGUUUUCAAAGAGUUUUUUCGUAGCUGGUGAGUAUGAAAUCAAAAAAAAAGUAUAUUUUGUUGAACAACAUGUUCUAUCGUUUCAUAUGUUUUCCGACUGUUCUGGUUUAGGCAGUAAACAAUAGACACGAUCUACGAUAGUAAAACUCCCAACUUAUUAUUUUUUCUUUUUUUAGUGGGGACAAUUACCUUCUACCCUUUGCGGAUGAUUUUCGAACUUUAAAAGUUUGAUUUUUUUUUUUGAUAUUCGUACUUUUUUUAAUAAUCCCAGCCUUCUCAUCUUUUUUUUUAUUAUUCUCUAUCGCUUUAAACCUUAUUCCAAGACUGCACAGCUUUUUGAGCUGUAAAUUGGAAGCUUUUCGGGAUAUUUACCUGCCUUCGCGCCUUGUCGGCAUUUCUGAGCCUGCAAGCCGCGGCUCUUGUUUUACGACUCUUCUUGCCAGCUUUCUGGAAGCUUUAAUUGUCGAACAAAGUUAGUUUUGCAGACGAGAACACAAAUCGCAAUCCGGAGGUUGAGUACAGCGAAAUAAAGAAGAAGAGAGUCGACGACGACAAAGUGAGUUUGGAUAAUGGGGCAACCUUUCAGAAAUCAUUUUUCAGAUGCCGGGACCGCCGGUGCCGCCGAAGCCGUCGACUCCUGUACAGAAUGGAGAUCUUGACAUGCCGGAACGGUUAGAUCGAAAUUCUGAACACGGCUUGAGCUGGUGGUUCCUUUCAGACGUGGUGUGCUACCAGCUCAGAUCAGAGCCAUCGUCAAUCAGAACAAAGCCAUGGAGGGUCGCGCGACGCCGAUCAUCGAGCCUGAUCUUGUCGGCAAGGACAGGUGAUCUAAUGAAGCGAACCCAAUACCUGGAUCUUUUCAGAUACGACAAGGCAUCUCGCUGCUUCUCUUACGUGCCAGCCAAGUCGAUGCAGGAGGCCUUCGAAAGGCCACGACGGCAGUCCAUCACGAGGACCAUCGAACGUCGCGAGGACAGCGUCGAGAACGUCAGCGAGGCCGACAUCGCCAGGGUCUUCUAUUUCCUCUUCCUUUAUCGUUCAAGCGGCAAAAAUAGAAAUGUCAGACAAGAUUCCUAAGCGACAGCACACAGUCAGUUAUGAGAAACUCAUUUUGCAAGCAAAAAAUAGCCCGGAGGUAAGAAAGAUUUUUUCAAGAAGUUGAAUUAAAAUUGAUAUCUUCUUCAUUUGAAUUUUUUACACGCGCAUGCGACAGUCAAGCGAUUUUUUCUAGACUGGCUUUAUUUUUUGCAAAGUACAGCUUGCAAAAUUUUAUUAACAGACGUCUUCGGCAGUUUUUUAGGAGAGUUACGGAAUUCCGGAUGAGUUUAGAACGUCUUCUGGUCAGAAUUUUUUAUACAAAAUAUUUCUAGAACUGAAAAAGCCGUACUCAGCUUUUUUUACUGAAGCCAACAAAAGCGCAUAUUUUAAUAAAGAAGAUUUUGAAAUUAGCUCCUUUGAAGGAGUAGUCGCUAAUUAUUUUAGAAGAAACAUCCCGAAAGUUGACUUCUCCCAAUGAAACUAUUCUCAAAGUAAGAAUGACAGAAAAAUCCAUUUUUGAACUUUCGCAACUUACAAGGAAGGUCAUUUAACUUUGCGGUUGGGAUUUUCUUGAAAAUUGGCCAGGAUACUCCUUGAAGUGCCAGAAAAAGAUUUUGAAAGUUUCAACCAGCAAAAAUUUCUAGUUUUCAAGCAAGAACAUCUCCAAGUCGAAGAAAACCCUUGAAAUCCGUAAAACCAGGCCAAUUUGAAACUUUGAGCCCUCAUUUCUCAAAAAACCCGGGAGUUGUGCAGGCUAAAACUUUCAGAACAGGUUUCUGGUACAUCAAAGAGUGUUUCGACCAAGAAAUUUAAGAAAUUCCCAACCGCGAAGAGGAAUGACCUCUCUUGUUAGGUAGGAAAUAAGAACUGGAAUUUUUUUUUUGUCAAUUAUAGAUCCUUCCGUGAAAAAAAAAUUUUUAUUGAAUGAGAGUAGGCUUUUCCUGAUAAACAGAGAAAGUUCAUCACAUUUUUGUUUUUAGCGAAGUUCUCAUGGCGUAAGAAGCUUUAUGUAGAACUAGCGUUCAGGCGUCGAUCCCUCGGACCUUCGAGCAGCCCCGACAGGACGGCCCUCAGAAAUGGGACGAACAAGUCGAAAACGCCAAACAGGUUUCUUUUUCUCACAUUUAUUCAUUUAUCAGUCUGAUAUUUCUUGAAUUCAUGUCCAGUUUUUUUUGUCAUUCUUUACUUUUAUACAUCCUCCUCGCUUUUGAAUCAAAAUUGAUAGUCUCAAAGUUUAUUGUUUGCCUUUUAUGUCGUAGAUUUGUAAAUCACUUCUUAGAUUUAUGUACAAGAAUAGACAUCUCAUUUUUUCUCUCCCGACACCAUUUUUUAAUGCUCUUCUUUUUUUCCUGGAUACGCAGUCAGAGUUAAAGGGUCCAGUUUCUUGAUAAAACUUGUGAUUUUACUUUCUUUUUAUUUUUUUUCAUCUUUUCGAAAACGAGCAGAAUCAUGGACAAUUUUUUUUCUUCCUAUUUGAAAAAACUCCGUAAAUUGAAGUAGUUAAAGAAAACAGUUUUGAUAUUUCUCUUGACGGCUUGCUAAAAUCGAGUUUUCGCUUUGAUUUUUUUCUUAUCCGCAGGCUCAUUUUUUGAAUAUUUGCCACCAUAAAUAGUGAAAAAAUAAUUUUAUGGUUUGAUUUUCGCUGUUUUGAGGCGGCGCUUCUGGAAGAACUGGCAAGAGGAAUAACGCCAAGAAGUCAGUCGUCGGUCGGACAGCCCUACCAUCAGAUGCCGUCGGACUACGGCAGCGAAGACGCGCAGCAACCGCAGGCAAGUCGUGUGUCCACUGUCUUCCCCUAACUGCGCUUUCAGAUCUUCGAGCAGGCCCAGCGAGCCGUCGUUACUCCUACGUCGACCUUGCAGCGAAAGCCAAGUCGCGAACGCGGUGGAUCGCGCUACGGUAGCUACCGUACGCUCAACGACGACGCCUACUGGUGAUCAAGAUGCUCCCUUUUUGCAACCGACGGUUUUUGAAGCAGCGACAUGGACGACCUCUGCGACCCCGACUAUUACAUGAACUACACGAACCCGACGCCUUCCACCAACAGCCAACCUGCUCCAGCUCCUCCUCCGCGUCACGCCGGCGCCCGUAGCGUCCAGCUUCCACGUCGGCAGCUCCAACCUGUCGAGGCCUUCACGUCAGUCUCCACUUUCCCUUUUGGAACUGUACUCUCUGACAGUUUUGAAAAGGGUUAUAACAUUUGAAGAGGGGAAAUUUGAAGGAAAGCAGAUAAAAUGAAAUACUCGAAAAAGCUCAUUGCUUAAAUAAACAUUACUUCAAGAAAAGAAGUGUAAGUUUUCUCAUUCGAGUGCAAAAUACGUUUCAAAAAGACAAAUUACUGUUCAAAAAGCAAAUUUACAAGAACAAAUUUCAGAGAUCCACUGGACGACGUGCUCGAGUCGACGAAGAGACUCACUUCGGCCUAUUCGGUGGGCGACGUCCGUCAAGCCGAUUCUCCAGCCGCCUUCAGAAACCGCCACUGCCAAAGCGUCACUUCAGCCAAGUCGAACUUCACGGCUUCGAAAAACAUUCAUCUGAACCUUCAGAGCACAAGACGAGCCGACGACAGAAGAAGCAGACAGUUGGCUGAACGGAAAACUCAAAAAAGUUCGCAGCAAACGAGAUAUAGACCCUGACCUCGUAAUUUUUCUCUAUCGUUUGUCAAUUUAACAAUUUUCGACUCGCAGGUCAGACGUCGUACUCAGGAAAAGAUGUUGCUAGAGGAAUUGAAAGACCAACGAGGCGAUGUUUACGGCAACGAAGGUUCUACAAAAGCCAUGUUUCUGGUUCGAAACAUCUUUUGUUCAGGACCAGGACAACAGAACAUCGAUCCUUUGCUGGAGUUCCGAAAAGAGGAAGAGCGCCUGAAGAACACGAGGAGUCCCUACGACGAGCGCUCCUGGUAGUUGAAUUGCACGGGACAGAUAUCAAAUGAAAUGGCACAGGAGGAGCCGAAUGCGUGGAAAACCGCCGACGCCUCCGCCACGCGAAGCCAGCGCCAGUCCCGUCUAUCGAGCAACCCCGUCAAUGGAUGUCAGUUCAAUGAAAAUCUUCUCCGCUCAAGAAAAAGACGUGUUGAAGAAAGUAUUUGAAUUCAAUCAACGUUGAGCUUAAAGCUGAAUGAAGGAUUUUCAGUUCAAACAUUCUAAUUCCAAAUAAUUCGAUAAGUAACCAAGAUCCACUCUCAGUAUCAAUUCCGCAUGAGACUCAAAUCACUGAAAAAUUUGUUUUAUGCUGGUAAAUUCGUGGUUGAAAACUGCCGAGAAGAUCUGUACGAGGCAGGCUCCGCCUUCUAUUUUUUCUUUAGUCGCUCAAAUUUUAAAGAAGCAUUAUUUCAACUUUUCAAAAUAUUUCAUUAGAAAGAGCUGUCCAAUGUUUUCUGAACGACUUCGAAGUUUGGUCGGUUUUCAAAACUGACUUUUUACAGAUUUUUCAUUUUCUCUAAUUUUUAAUAUAUUUUUGUUGAUGGAAUUUCUUUUCUCAUAAGGAGGCAGAUAUUUCUGUAGCAUUCUUUGAUAGACCUACUUUAGAACUACAUGAACCGGCAAAGGAACAACUCAUCAGUGCCGCCGUCUCACCAUUACAACGAGGAAGUCGACUUCGACGUCAACUCGCUUCUCAGCUACAAUCCACAGGUUGGAAUCGGCGUGAAGUCGUUUCUAGACAUUUCGUCCUUUCAAAAAUUUCCGCGUCAAAAUAUCAAGCCUUUCAGCCACGAUUUUCACAAGUUUUUGAUGUUAAGCUUUGAUGCUUUAUAUUUUUCUGAUAAAAGCGAUUUUUCGAAUUUUGUGCCAGUUAGAUCUUUUCCCCUUCUUACAAUAUUUCUAAAAUAACGUGCUUGGUUUUAUAUAUUUUUUUGGAUACUAAGGCAAACGUAGAUAACUGCUAAUUGCUCAAGUUCUCCUGUUUUUUGUUUCACUGUAAUCUCUAGCCACUACGUUAUGUAUUCCUGAUUAUCGAACAGACUCCUUCAGAAAACCGAUGAGUCGACGAUGGAACGAGGCCGUGCCAUGUCCCGCGGAGCUCUUCUGCAGGACGCCUACUACUCGUCGCAGCAGGACUUGCCGGCGCGCUUUUACUCGGGCCAGGAGCGAGUCGCUGCGGCCAUUUUCCGUGCAGAGACACCUCAUCGCGACUUGUACGCCAGUGGCACUAUCAAUCGUGCAGAAACUCCGGGCCGUUACUUCCCCGAAAACGUCAGUUCGUCCAGAACCUCCUCACUUCAACUCGUCUCGUUCAGAGCGUGGUUCUGGAGCGGAGUGCGACGCCGUCGUUCCCCGUGUCGCGAGCGACGCCUUUGCCUUUCCAUCCGCUUCUCUUCAACAAUGGUCAGCAGCAAAGCGCCACUCUCAACGGACGGUUCGUUUGUCUUCUGUGAGGAGAUUAGCGCUGUUGGCUUUCCUCGCUUCGCUGAUAUGCCAACAAAUCAGAUCAGCAAGAACGCUCAACCUCACAAAUUCUAGUAAAAAUAUUUUUUCGUUUCAAGUUUUUAAAUCAAGUAUUUCUCUCAACGAAGUGUAGUCCACUUGGGUUGCCAAUGUUUUUUUGUACAAAAAAACUAUGGACGUAAGGAAUAAUGAUCAUAAAUAGUCACUGAUAACACAUUUUUGAUUUUAUGAUCUUAUCCAGCAAAACUGUCACUAGACGCGAAAGCAUAUACACAAAUUUUUCGAAUUACACAAAUCAAAAAUGAAAGUUACGUCACUAGGAUUUAUGAGGAAUUCUCAUCUGAACUUUUAAAGAGAUUCGCGCAAGUUUCCAAAUACUCCUAAACUUUAACUGUAAUAACAUAUCUUUUGAAAAUAUGGCAUGAUUUUUCUUGUUGAACCGAAACUUUUAUACCUUGUCACGAGAAGAAGAAAGUUUCAAUCGAUCGACGCCGUUCAUUUUAUCAUUUUUGUGGUUUCAGAUCGUCCUCCCCUAGAAACUUUGGUCCAGUUCAUCUUUCCCGUCGAUCCUCCAUGAAUUCUGUCGGUCAGUUCCAGCUUCUGAGCUUUUUCUCUUACAAAAUUUCAUCGCUCUUCUUUUGACACUGUGUUUGAUUUACUAGAAAAUAUAUCUCGAUCUACGUUUUUUUGUUAUUUUUUAGUAUGCUUCCCUUGUUAUUUUGUUGUUCAUUAUUUCUCUGUCCCAUUCAUGCGAAUGCUUGCGAAAAAGUUGUUUUUUCUCUUCCUUGAACCGGCUCUCACAAAAUAUGAUGUGUCACAAUCUUAUUUUUCUUGCAAGCACUUUAAAAAUAAUCCAGUUUUUCGAAUUUUCGAAUUAACUUCAUGACUUUUGUUCAAAAAUAUUUUUUCAUGAAAGGAAAUAAUGAGAAAUUGGCUUUCAUUGACUUUUUUUUUGUCUAAAAAAACGAAAGUUGGAGCAUAUUUACUCUGUGACAAAGUAUGAUGAAAAGGAACCCCAAAUUUGGUUGACGAUUUCGAAAAGCAAACCAAACGGAAGUAUUCGGUAACUUCUGGAUGAUGAAUCUGAAAUCAUGGAAUGUGAAAACGAGUCUGUGAUAUGAUUAAGAAGAAAGUGUCAAGUGGGUCGGAAGCCCAGAGGGCGUGGCCACGUCGACAUCAUACACACCGACGAGAGGCGGGAGAAACCAGAGAGCGGCAGUCGGUGGCCGGCCGCAGCAGAACUCGCACUCUUGGCUCGCUGCCAACCAUGACCUCCUGUCAGCCGACAACUUCGAGCACCAGCGUCGUCGUCCACCUCCGCAACAAUCGCAAUACUGAAGCUCAAGCGGCGUCGCUGCGAACGAUUGCUGUCGCGCCGCGAUCCCAACCGUCGGAGAUCUCUCUGGCUUCUUCGGAAGAGAGUUCUGACCUUUCCGAUCACUCGGAUCCAGCGAUCGAGAAGGACUUGGUGGACGCGACCAGCUCCUCCAAGGAGACUGUUGAUGGAGCUGUAGAAGAGGAGAACGACGACUUCUUCGCUGAAGUUCCUCGACAGCCACUAAGCAUCGAGAAGGCUACGACAGUUCUCGAUAGAAAAACCAAUGGCAUCGGAGGCAUCUUGAAAAAAACCAUGAAAACAAAGGGUCAGUUUUGUACUGGAAUGAAAAGCCAAUUUUCAUCCUUUAGCAUAUCUGAUAGGUUCUUUUCAUUUAUUCCAGCCGGUCCUUUUCCUUCGAAAUUUCUCACUUUACAACUACGUAUAGCACAUUUUUACAUUUCUCUCUGCUCUUUCCCCUUUUAUAUUUCCGCAAUAACACACGUAAAGUGUCUUUGUUGGGCCAUUUGCCGCGCCUUGUCCCAAAUAAUUCUUUUCCUCACCUGCUGAGCCACGUUCUCAAAGACCACACCCUGUCAUUCAAAGAUGUAACGACAGAUCCGAACUCUUUUUUUUUUGAUAGGAAGUUCGUGGAAGUGCAGAGGGAGAAUGAAUUUUGGAAUAAAGACUUGAUACUGACGAGUCGAUUGCAGAUGCCUCGGAAAUCAUCCACCAACAUCCGCUGUUCGUAAAGGACACGUCCAAGUAUUGGUAUAAGCCGAACAUCUCUCGAGAACAAGGUUCGUUCAUUUCUAAUGUUUUCUGAAUUUUUGUUUUUUUACUGAAAUGGUAGUAGCUUAGAUGACAAAGUUUUGAGAGAAGGUUAAAAUUAAUUUUACUCCGAAAAUCCACCAAUAUUUUUCCAUUCCAUAAAUUUAGAUAUGGCAGAAGUCUUUGCCCAUUAUGAAAAUGUUGCAUUUAGUCUACGUAGAACAUUUUUAAUCCGUGAUUUCGUUUAAUAUUUGAAUGGGAAGAUACAAGCUUCUGGCAACUUCUAUAUGUAUCAGUUGAACCAGAUGAAUUCGAACCUUUUUGAAAAGUGUUUUUUAAUCCUCAUAGUUUAUAUAUAUUCAUUUGGAAAUUCCUUGCAUCUUUUUUUGAGCCUCGGGGUAUUGCUUGCUUCCUUCAAACCAGAAAAUAGACCCGACAACCCUGCAAAUUCAAUUGUCGUAUCUCUGGCUCCAUCUUUAAGCUUUUCGAGAGAAUAUUCAAUUGAGCUUUUUUGCAUUCCUCAAAGAACUACCCAGCAAGUAUCGCGACCCAGUUUUGCCUUCUAAAAGAAGAAACAGAUAAUGGAAAGCUUUGAACGCCGGAUGACUUUAACAAAAGGGCGCGAAGUCCAUUGAACGACAUGAUCCGGCUGUAGUGCGUGACCUCGUGUCCCUGCAGCGGAAAGUCCGACGUGCCAGGCCGUCUGUGCAUUACAAUGCGGUUUGCGGCGUUCCCUGCGAUUAUCUCGUCGAGCUACGCCACAUCGAUCCGAUCCUGGCAAACUUGACAGCUUUUUGACGGAAUUCAAGAUAGUUGAGCAUGAUUUCGUUUCUGCAACAAACACAAAACUCGAUUUUAGUCAAAAUAAUCUAAAAGAAGGUCUUCAAAAAACAACAGUUUUGAAAAAAGAGCAUUCAAUUUUUUUCAUGGUGCAGGUGAGCUUGAAAUACACCCUUGGCACAGCAGUGAAAGUAGAAGCUGCAGCAACUGCGUAGGCUCCCGCGGGACUCUUUUUAUUCUUGUCCUUGCUACACAACAUUUCCAGAACAUGUGAGAGCGAAUAGUUAGCGUUUAGACAUUCCCCAGGGUUUUGCCUUUGAUUUGGCUCUUUCCGCGCCGAGGUUAUUUCUGAUAUGAGCCUGAUUGAUGCUCCAGACGAAAAAAAAACGGGAAACUCCUUCAAAGGGCGAAAAUCUCUUUUCAGCCUUUGGAACAUUUCGAAUCCAAACAAUCAGAGUCCGUAUCUUAAGAUAAAGCACAAGUUUUUUUCAAAACUCGAGGUUAUCAAUAUAAUUAUAAAAAUCAAGAACGAUAAAUUUUCAAAAAAUUUUCGGAUUAUUAGCUCUAACAUUGAAAAAUCUUGGCCCAUCUCAAAACGUCACAUUGAAAUAACCUUCUUUUUCAGCGAUAAACAUGUUGCGAGACAAAAACCCUGGCACAUUCGUCGUUCGCGACUCUAACAGUUUUCCUGGAGCUUUCGGCCUUGCACUGAAAGUAGCACAGGCGCCACCUGGAGUGCAUCCAGGUUAUUCAUCAGUUUUUAAGGGGGAAACAACAGUCUCACCGAAAAAUUGCAGGUGAUGGCUCGGAACUGGUACGACACUUUUUGAUAGAACCAUCCCCUAAAGGCGUCAAAUUGAAAGGCUGCAACAAUGAGGUGUGUAUAUUCAUCUCUUACAUGGGAUAAAAAUUUUUUUCGAGUUUUUUUAAUCGAAUUUCGAGGCUUUGGGUUAUCUUGUAAUAUCAUCAGAAGUCAAACAUGGACCAAUUUCGUAAUUGUCUUGCCCAUUCAUAGUUGGAUUUUUUGCAGCCUGUGUUUGGAUCUUUGUCUGCACUGGUGUAUCAGCAUUCGAUCACGGCGCUGGCUCUUCCCACGAAACUCGUACUCCCUGAUUUUGAUCCCGCUGCAACUCCAGAGCACGUUUCCGCCACACAAGCUCUUCUCGAGCAGGGCGCUGGUAAAAUUCUAUCUUUUUUAGUUGCAAAUAAGUCUAGAGUUUUUUGAUCGUUUUAAUUAAUUAUUGCAAAACAUGGUUUGAAAGAGGAUGGUUUCAUCUAUUUGAUGAGUAAAAAAUAUUAUUCGAAACGGAAUUUGCAAACCCUUUCCACAUUUAAUCGUCAUAAGAAAAAUCCCAAACAAUUUUUUUUUACAAUACUAAUGCUCCUUCUAUCCAGAUAUUUCAGAAAUUAGCUGCUCUUAUUUUUUCAUUAGCUGGUGAGAACUAUGCCGAAAAAAUAGAUUCGAAUGUCUUGAUGACGGAGAUUUUUCAGCGUGCAACGUAGUGUACAUCGGGAGCGUGGAAGUGGAGUCACUGACCGGCAGCGAAUGCGUAAAACGUUCAAUCGCCUCUUGCUCACAACGAGUCUACGACCAACUCACUCGCGCCGUCUCCGUCCACUUCAAGGUAGCCCUCUAGGGGACACUUCUGGUGACACUUGUCGACUUCAGGUGUCGUCGCAAGGUGUCACUUUGACGGACAACACGCGUAAGGUCUUCUUCAGACGCCAUUUCUCUGUUAAUUCUGUCAUUUUUGCUGGCCUCGAUCCUCUAGACCGAAGGUUUGGCAUAGCUUUACUUGUGAAAUGUCCGUCUCCACGAGUAUUUUCUUCAAAUUUUAUGAUCUCAAAAAAAGAAACAAAGUUUUUAUUUUCCUAAAUGGUAGAGAGCAAGCUCUGUUUGUUUCGCUCCAUGGAACUGGUUGCCAGGUCUUUUUUGAUGGAUACAAAAAGAACAAAACACGCAAGGAAGAAAAAAAAACGCGUUUUCCAUGCAUUUAUGAUGGUUCUUGAUAUUGCGCCGUGUCUUCCGGAAUUUCCUGGCUUUGAAAAAUUCACAGAGCUUGACUUAUUUUCCUCCUUGAUUUAGGUCAAGAAAUAUUUCAUAAAUAACCAAAACGGAAUAAUUUUUUUUCCAUGAUGUGCUUUUACACUGUGGGUCGUUAGCUUUUUAGCUCAGAAACGGGAAGAAAUAGAAUUGGAAAAGGUCCGAAGAGAGUUUGUAUCGAUUCAGGAGGUCUAUUAUUUCAGAAGAAUGUUUUUUUGAAAACCAAAGUUGACGGCCAGUUGUAUAACUGUUUGAAAGUUUGAAAGUUUUAUUCAGUCUUCAGAGUAGGUUCUCUGCUGAAUCAUGGAAUAAUUGAAGAGUUGUUUGUCGGUUCGCGAUAAUGUCGUUGAUCAAGCGUAGACGGCGCGUAGAGCAUCUCGCCUCUCUUGUGCUAGUAGUAGACGUUUUUCGAGCGUUUCCGACGAUCACUGCUUCUCCAUGUAGGAACAGUACGGCGCCCAGCUUGUCCAGGGCUGACGGGCGUCGGAUUGAAUCUCGGACGAGAGCGGAAAAAUUUUAAACAGUUAUUUUCUGAGAUUUUGAAAGCAGCGAGGUAGCUGAACCGAGUAUAUGGACCGCUUUCCUAACCCUCCACGACGUCAAAAAAAACCUUAUAAUUAAUUUGCUUGGAACAUUUUGGAAUGAUAGGGAAAUGGACAGGCUGAGACUCAGAUUCUGAACUGCAGGUUCGACAACCAGCACGCGCUCGGGUUCCACGAAGGCUGUGUGAUGCAAGCACGGAUGUUCGGAUUCGUCGCACGGCUGCCGUCGUCGAUGGAGAACGCAUGCCACGUCUUCGCCGAGCUCGAGCCGGAGCAGCCAGGCGCCGCCGUUGUCAACUUCAUCAACAAGGUGAUGCUCGCCCAGAAGAAUCGUUGACAUCACCUGCCCCCGCAUUCUUCUCCUCUUUCCUCAUCUCCGGUUGACUUAUCAUAAUUCUUCCGCCCCCAUUUGUUUGUGUUUUGUAGAUGAAUCUUCCGAUAUUUUUUUGUUACUUUCUUCUACCUUUGAAAUCGCUUUAAAAAGCUUGAAAGAGAUUGUUUUAAUUUUUUUUUACGUUGCAUAUUUAUCAGACUCCGAAGCGCCAUUUCGCUCAGUUUAGCUCUUUAUAGUUAUUUUUUUGAAUUUCUAUUUUUGAAGAAGGUAUGCUUCUGAGUCUUUUUGCUUCCUAAUCAACUUUCGUUACGGUUUGCUCUUUUCUUCUUUUUUGAUCAGUUCCUCUCGUCACCCCUUUGAAUGUGCCUUAUAAUUAGAGAAUUUAUAUGUUAAUUAUUUGAAUGAUUUUCAAUUGAACUGUAUAUAUCGGAGAAAUUGAAUGAAUUAUCUUUUGAUUUCAAUUCUUCUUUUGACAGUAAGAUUUUAAACGAGAAGAGAGUCAUUCUCAGAGAAACUUCAAAAACAAGACAAUAGAAGGUUGGCAGGAAAUUCGCGAAAUAGAUUGACAGGGACGAAAAAGGAACCUGAAAGCAUCUGACCGGAAUAGUCUGUCCAUUCGUCUUUGACGUGUGGCUGUUUGCUCGCAGCCUGCUCAUUUCGUUUCAUGAAACGACAGAACCUCGUCUGGCUGGCCGCCAACUUAGUCUCCACGUGCGUCGUCUUCGUCUUUGGUUCAUCUUCUGAUUCUGAUGGUUUUUUUUAGGAAAUAUAUUGGGUAGAAAGUUUUUUGACAUUUUUUCUGCUUCUCUACUCAAUACCUGACGCAUACUUCUGGAAAAUAGAGAAAAAACGGUAAAUUCAGCGGCUGACAGUCGACCUUCGAUGUGGCAGCGGUUGCGUAGUGACGUCAUGGAUGAGGGGAAGGCAACCGAAAAGAUCGUUCUCGUGCUCAAGUGAAAAUACUUUGAGAAUUUUGAGCAGUGCAGAUUCAGGCUCGCUCUCAUUGGAACCUUCAUCGUUUCUGCAGCUGCCACGAUCAGUUUUAUGAUACUCUCGCUUCGAAAAAUUUACUACGUUGCAUCAAACUCUCCUGCUGUUGUCAUUAGAGCUUAUCCUUGAGAUAAAAGUUUAUAUACUUCGAUUUUCUUUCCACAAACUAUUCUCCAUCUUUUUCUUGAGUUAUACUUCGGUUAUAAGUGGGAAGCUGUAGGUAGGUACGCUUUCUUGAAAGUUCAUCCUCUAUCGAGCCUCUCUGAGAGCAUUGAGACUUUUUCUUUACUGUAGAGAUUAUAGUAAACAAUUCAAUUAUUUUUAAGUUUUUUUAAUCUGAACGAAACUCUGAAAUAUUUUUGAAUAAAUUAAUUUUUUUGUCAAAAAAACUUUUUUUCUUCUCCAUGAAAAAAAUCUCUUCUCCAUGAAACUGUGUUUUUUUCGCACGUAGUGUUAUUUCCUGCAAAGUGCGCUCACCGCUAGUGGUAAAAAAAUUUUAAUUAUAUAAUUAUUAUAAAUAAUAUUUAAAUAUUAAAUAUUUAUUAAUGCCGUGUUCAAAGUGAUUCCGCGAAAUUCAAAAUAGCCGUCAGAGAAAGAGAAAGAUAACUAAAUUUUGGAGGGUCCGAGACAAUUUCGCAUUUCGCGGAAAUUACUUUGAACACGGCAUAAAAAAUUGUUUUAAUUGUGCGAAAUUGCGCUCACGGUGUAUGCUCCACAAACGCUGUGAACAAGUUCUCACGCGCAAAAGUUUUUUUCGUUUUGGAUUAAUCCUUUAUUUUUAAGUUCAACAAUCGAUUGUUGAACUUAAAAUUCAAUAUUUCAAAUGUUAGUUUUAAAUUUAAUCAGUAAAUAAACAUCUAAGAAUUCACAAAUUUUUUUGUAUGAACUUUUUUUCAUGUGCUUGGCAUAACUUUUUUUCGAAUUUUUCAGAAUUUAUUUCAUUACUCAUUUAUUGAAGAAGAGAUUUCUCCAAACCUUCGAGUUUUUGAAUAUUUUUCAUUAUAAUAAUGCCAAUGAAGCAGUUUUCAGAGAGAAAACUUUUGACAAAAGUCUCUGAUUUAAUGACCUCGGUGAUUUGGAGUAUCUAUUUAUUAUUAAAUUGUAUAUAAAAGUUCAAAUUGCCACCAUUCAGCACCUUCUCUCUGGGAAGGAGGUUUCAUAUAAAUAGAACAUGCGACUACAUGUAAGCCACGUAUUUCGAUUUUCAAAGCGAUUAUCUUCGUUCAUAACGACUCCCAUUUUUUAUGCAAACGCAGGUAUUCGUUUUUAUGACUUUUAUUAAGCGAUUCUUUUGUAAAGAACCCCAUAUCGGCCAUGCAUAUACUUCAAUAAUCGCGGACGCAGCUCAUCGCUGGCAGCUUUUAAAGUUUCCAGAUGAAAAUCACAUUUUUUGUACAGGUACAGACGAGCAUGGAAGCAAGGUUUUUUGAACAUUUUUCCGCACAGAUUUUUUCAAAAUUUUUUAGAUCUAUCAAGCAGCUCUGAAAGCGAAAAAAACGCCAAAGAACUUUUGCGACGAAGUUUCGGGAGCGUUCAGAGGUCUCUUCGAAAAUUUGCAGCUCUCAAACACUCAUUUUAUUCGAACCACUGAUUCUGAUCAUGUGAAAGCUGUGCAAAACUUCUGGGUAUGUAAAGUACCUUUCAUUCUUUCAAUAUUUUUACAGGAAAAACUAGAAAAAGCGGGCUAUAUUUAUAAAAGCACUUAUUCUGGCUACUACAGCAUUGUGGAUGAAUGUUUUUACGAACGAGAUGAGGUGGAGGAGAAAGAAAUAAAAGGCGUCAAAUGCAUGGUUUGAGUUGUGUUUUUUUUGGUAACCUUUCUCAGUUCUGGCGGUGAAAAACACGCAAACCGUGGUGGAAUGGGUAGAGGAAGAUAAUUAUAUGUUUCGGUUGAGCAGUUUCCGUCAAAAAGUACAGAAAUGGCUGAACGAAAAUGGUAAGGAACCCAUAUUUAGCGCAGCUCUAAUAUAUUCAUUAUUCAGAUGUUGUGAGGCCGAAGAAUUACUUGGCUCAUACAGAGUCUUACUUCGAUAUGGAAGAGGAUCUGUCCAUUUCGAGGUGUCGAAAACGUGUUCCUUGGGGAAUACCGGUGCCAAACGACCCUUCGCAAACAGUUUCGUCUUCUCAUUUCUCGAGUUCAGCAUGAAUUGAUUCAGAUAUAUGUUUGGGUAGACGCUUUGGUUAAUUAUUUGACCGUUUCUGGUUACCCUGGAAAACAGAAGAUUUGGCCUCCCACUUGUCAGAUUAUUGGAAAAGACAUUUUGAAGUAAGUUUGCGUUUUUUUUUUCAUAAAAUCUCUGGGAUUCUUUGUUGACAUGUUCAUGCUUUGGUAAAACUUCACAGAAAGUUGAAAAACUUGUUCCUACGCGGAGUGGAAAAGCUUCAAUCCGAUUUUUGUUGAAUAUUCAAAAUUUGAAAAAAAUAAUUUUAAUCAAAUAUUCUAAUAUAAACGUCUGAUGAACGCAGCAUGAGUGUCACAGAUUUCAUGCAUUCUAUUGGCCAGCGUUCCUGAUGGCGGCCGAUUUGCCUUUGCCGAAAUUAAUCUUUGUCCAUGGUCAUUGGCUCGUCGACAACGUCAAGGUGCUUUCCUCAUCCGGCAGUUCCCUUCAAAAAACAUAUUUUAGAUGUCGAAAAGUAUCGGGAACGUUGUCCGACCACAUGACGUCAUUUCCAAAUAUUCGGUUGAGGGACUUCGUUAUUUCAUUCUGAAACAAGGCAACCCUCACACCGACUCCAGUGAGUUUUUUACAACUCUCACCAAGAUUAUCAAACGGCUUGUUUUUCUGAACAUUCCCUCAUUAUGCGCGGAGCUUUGGAAAAUAAGAGCAAUUUUUUUUUUGAAGAAAGCGAAUUGGUUUUCUUGUUAACAGUAGAACAAUAUCUAAACACCAAGCAUAAAUGAGCUCAAUUGGAGACAUAGAAAAUUUCAUCUUUUGAGGGUCCUUAAUUUCAUUCACAGACCUUGGUGGGAAUUUCAGAGGACAGGUUCGGAAUCAAAUCUAGUGAAAUAAGUCUCAUUCAGAAGUCCAACUCUGAGAACAUUUCCUAGUGAGAUAAAUAACAGAAAAGUAAAUUUUUGAAAAAUUUAUGAUUUCUAUACACCCAUUGUUAAAAGCAGAAAGAACGUAGAAUUUUUAGAAAAGUAAAAUGUUUUUGACUGUUUUAGUGAUUUUUUUCAGAUUAUACAACUCAGAAGUGUUUGGAAAUAUUGAACAGCGAUUUGGUUAACAACAUCGGUAAUUUGCUCAAUCGAAGCACUGUCGAGAAAAUGAACCCCGGACAAGUGCUGAUAGUUCUCAUUCGUCCCAAAUGUUUCUCGUUCAGAAAUACGCAAAAGUAGUAGCCAUCGGAAAAGUGAAGGAACUUGCAUCGGAUCUUUUGAAGCAGCUCAACGAUGCUCCAAGUGACCUUAUUCUUUAAAAAAAAAAGUUAUUUCCGUUUUCAGGUGAACUGGAGGUGGUAUAUGACGAUUUGUUAUUUUACAAAGCUUGCGAAAUUCUGAUGAGAAUUAUGAAAGAAGCAAAUCGCUUCUUCCAAUCCAGCACCCCCUGGAAAGUUUCCGAUGACGAGGUGAAUUGUCCAAAAAACUUGUGAAGAUCCCGAAAAGCUCACAGGAACUGUUGUCGAUCUUGUACAUCACAUACGAAAGUGUUCGCAUCGUUAAUAUUUUGAUGCAACCAAUAGUUCCGGAGUUUUCUAACUUCUGCCUCGACAGGUUAUUUCUCAUAAUUGACCAAGUACAAUGAUAUCUGCAGACUUGGCGUCCCUAUUGAGCAAAGGAAACUGCAAAAUGCAAAGUUCGGGAAUUACGCCGGCGGGGAUCUUGGUACCAAUAAAGGCAUAGUUUUCGAACGGCUGUUGGAAUAG